ACAACAGAAAAUGUCCCGUCUAGUCUCCUCUCGUCCUUGCGCCAUCUCGCUGCUGAACAAGGGAGGGGCGCCGAUCUCCAUCUGGCGAGCAGAGGAGGAGAGGGGAUCCUGUAACAACACAUAAAUUUGGCAGUAACAUAUCAUGUUACUACCCUUCUGGGAUAAUGUUACUGCCGAAUCAUAGUAACGAAGGAGAAAAAAUAAUCUUGGGCAUGGAAGGGCGCUCCUCAAAUGAAAUAUCAUCAGCUGAAGCUGUUUUGGUGGGAGCACUGUCUUCUGGUGUUAACGCGCCAACGUGGUUUGUGCUCAAGAUCACAUUCUUGCUACUGGCUUUCUGUUUUACUGCUAUGCUUUCUCUAGCAUUCUUUUCAAGUGACUUCAUGAUUAUUGCACAUGUUCUUUUGCUUGUGACCAUUGGCACGGUGCUAUUUGUGCUUCUCAACAGGUUUCUGGCAGAAACUGGUCUGGUACCAGUUGAACAACAGAUGAAGGAGAUGGGUAUUCAUAAAAUAGAAGCUACAGAGAAGGACAAGGGAAACUAAGCCUCUUGCUUUUAUUGACAUAGAUGACAGCUCAAAAUAUUACAUCAUUGAACAGUGUCCUUUUGUACAGACUGUAUAUGCUCAUUCAGGCAUGGAUGUAAAUUUCAGGCUGACACUAACACAUUUUGAUGAAGCUACAUUUAUCUAGGAAUAUACCACUUUUAGGAAUGCUUGUCAUCCUCCUUUGAUUUGCUCUUCUUCCUCUUGAUGUAACAGAAACAUGAGCAGCAGGGGAACUGAAACAAGAACUUCAUCGUCUGUUUAUUCACACCAAUACCGUGUUUGUGGAAGUGUUAUUGUGUUUAUGCAGAACGGAUUUGCUCCCAAACCCUUACAUAUAUAGUAUGCAUUGAUUCCUUGCUUAGUUGCUUAUCA
This is a messenger RNA of Oryza sativa Japonica Group (Japanese rice), 917 nucleotides long. RefSeq lists its product as uncharacterized. Lineage: Eukaryota; Viridiplantae; Streptophyta; Magnoliopsida; Poales; Poaceae. The record is from RefSeq and is a predicted model, not a curated record.